Messenger RNA from Eruca vesicaria subsp. sativa (arugula), 569 nucleotides. Lineage: Eukaryota; Viridiplantae; Streptophyta; Magnoliopsida; Brassicales; Brassicaceae. The record is from the annotation of a GenBank genome assembly.
AUGCUAGAGAAAGGGAUUGGUAUUGACUCUGGACUGCUUGAUGUCUUGGUAGGUAUGUAUCUUAGCCAAAACAGGAUCGAGGAGGCGUGCGAAUUCUUAAAGGAGAAAGUGGAAAAUGAUAACGUGAAGCCUUGGAGAAGUAGUUACAAGGGUGUUAUAGACAAGUUGGUUGAAAUCAAGAAGGAUAAAGAGGCGUUAUGUCUUGUACAGAUGAUGAAGAAGCAAUAUCACUCUGCUUCUGCAGAUGCGGAGAGGAAUGUGCAAAGCUUAAAGUAUUAUUAUCCUAACUUUUCUGAUGUUAUUUAUGCUUUCUACGGACUUCCUGGUCUGAGAGGUCUUAAAAGCAUCAUUUUGAGACAGACCCGAAUGAACCCCUGGUAGGGGUUUGAGAAUAGAUACUAAAACCUCUGAGGACUGAAAGAUUCUUUUAACAGUUUCGUCAAGAUUUUAUGUCCAACUUCUAUCUUCUUCCUGCUGCAGUAGCCGCAGAGUUAUGAAGAUAGAAGUUUAUAUUAAGUUGAUUUUCUAGGCUUUGUUGAUGGGAUUGAAGGAUGUUGUGUGGAUUGUUC